This is a messenger RNA of Eucalyptus grandis, 730 nucleotides long. RefSeq lists its product as uncharacterized. Gene Ontology annotation, molecular function: transposase activity; DNA binding. The transcript is spliced from 2 exons. The record is from RefSeq and is a predicted model, not a curated record. Lineage: Eukaryota; Viridiplantae; Streptophyta; Magnoliopsida; Myrtales; Myrtaceae. Gene Ontology annotation, biological process: DNA transposition. Bases 74 to 691 code for a protein of 205 amino acids.
AUGGGCAGUGGUAAGAAUCGAGAAUAAGGACACAUGGACUUGGUUUAUCGAAUUGUUGAAGUCAGACCUUGAUAUGUGUAAUGGUGACGGAUGGGCGUUGAUAAGUGAUCAACAAAAGGGUCUUGUCCAAUCUGUAGCUGAACUGUUGCCAAAUGCAGAGCAUAGGAUGUGUGCAAGGCACAUUUAUUCCAACUGGGGUCAAAAAUACAAAGGAAAACAGUUGCUGAAGCAAUUUUGGAGAUGUGUCAAGAGCAAUAAUAUGUCAGAUUUCGAGAUGCAUAGACAGAGGUUGAAGGAACUAACUCGGGAAGGUCAUGAUGACUUAUUCCGUAUUGAGCCAAAACAUUGGUGCAAAGCCUUCUUUGACACCGAUAUUAAAUGUGAUGUCGUUGAUAAUAAUCUGAGUGAAGCGUUCAAUGGCAGGUGUGUGGAAGCUAGGUGCAAGGCCAUUGUGAGUAUGCUGGAGGAUAUUAGAAUCAUGGUUAUGAAUAGAAUGCAUACUCAAAGGGAUGGAUGUGCUAGGUGGACUAGAAAUUACGGUCCAAGGAUUAUGCGUAAGUUACAUGAGAAUACAUCUGCUAGUAGGUAUUGCCAUUUGAUAUGGAAUGGAAAUGAAGGAUAUGAGAUUACAGAAGGUGGUGACAAAUAUGUUGUUGAUUUGAAUUUAAAAACUUGUUCUUGUAGAGCUUGAGAACUUAGUGGAAUUCCAUGUUGCCAUGUCAUUUGUGCA